ACUGUGAUGCUUCUUCCACUCGCACUGCACGUGCUUCUGUUCUAUUAACGUUAUCCCGACUUGCUGGUAACGGUCGGACAGCAUCGAAGCGGAGGAAGAAGAAAGGAGAAGAGGAGGAAGAAAUGGCCAUCUCCUUCGCCCUUCUCUCUCCUUCUCCUCGAUUCUAUGGGAGCUUGCAGGUGCACAAGAAAUGGCGCGCCGGAGCUUCUUCUCCCGCCGUCCCUGCGGAGGUCGAUCUCACACCGCUGGAAGUAGCCAUCGCUAAGAAAGAUAGUAAAGCUGUUAAGGAAACUCUUGAUCAGCUGAGUCAAAUUGGUUGGGCAAAGAAAUGGAGCUCUCAACCAUAUGUAUCACGUCGUAUGACAUCCUUGCGGGAGCUAACCACUCUGGGAAUCAAAAAUGCAGAGAACCUUGGAAUACCGAGUGUUAGAAAUGAUGCAGCUUUUCUAUUUACAGUAGUGGGAACUACAGGAUUUCUUGGUGUGAUUGCCGGCCAGCUUCCAGGGGACUGGGGUUUCUUUGUGCCUUACCUGCUUGGGAGCAUUUCAUUGAUAGUGUUGGCCAUUGGUAGUGUUUCUCCUGGUCUUCUCCAAGCUGCAAUUGAUGGAUUCUCUUCAUUCUUUCCUGAUUACCAGGAGAGGAUUGCUAGGCAUGAAUCUGCACAUUUCUUAGUGGCCUACCUGAUUGGGUUACCAAUCUUGGGAUAUUCCCUGGAUCUUGGAAAAGAACAUGUCAAUUUGGUUGAUGAGAAACUUCAAGAACUUAUAUAUAGCGGGCAGCUUGAUGACAAGGAACUGGACAGGUUGGCUGUUGUGUCGAUGGCUGGCCUUGCCGCUGAAGGCCUUAAAUAUGAUAAGGUGGUCGGCCAAUCUGCUGAUCUGUUCACUCUUCAGAGGUUUAUAAAUAGGAGCAAACCACAGAUUAGCAAGGAUCAGCAACAGAACCUCACAAGAUGGGCUGUCUUGUUCGCUGGAUCACUUCUCAAGAAUAAUGCACUGGUUCAUGAAGCUCUUAUGGCAGCAAUGGCAAAAAAAGCUUCUGUUCUUGAGUGUGUUCAGGUAAUAGAGACUGCUGCUUGACUAGUGCGUCCCGAUUUCAAUUUUGUCCAGGAUUCACAAUUGUGUGAAUUGCUUGGAAAAUUUAUAGCAAAAAGUUAUAUAUAGAAAUGACUGGAAAACAUUGCUAAUAAUAUCUCUUUCACUUUGAAGUUAA
Molecule: messenger RNA, 1212 nt
Organism: Zingiber officinale
Lineage: Eukaryota; Viridiplantae; Streptophyta; Magnoliopsida; Zingiberales; Zingiberaceae
Exons: 10
Coding region: 123-1079 (318 amino acids)
Biological process (GO): proteolysis
Molecular function (GO): metalloendopeptidase activity; ATP binding; ATP-dependent peptidase activity
Source: RefSeq, a predicted model, not a curated record